AUGGUCAACACUCGUAACGGUCACAACAAUGGUGUCCGCCCCCCAGAUGACGUCCUCAGGGAGUCGCUUCUCCAGUACGCACGCGAGCGCCUGACCCUCCCUCAGCGCAUAGAAAGACUCAAGGCAGAGCAUGGAUAUCAUAUCGGCAAAACAAAACUGAAGGAGAUCCAAAACAAAUUGAAUAUUCCUUGCAUCCGGAAACCUCCGCCGCGUUCCGUAGCCACAACCUUGGUAUGUGAGAAGAUGGCAGAGGACACUUACGGCGCAAAUGGGCCAGUGGCAAUCCAGAGGCUUCUGGGACUGGAAGGGCAUCUCAUACCAAGGGAUACUGUGUGGGAGAUUAUGCAUGACAAUGACCCACAAGGCUCACAGCGCCGAUACCCAGGAGCAAGGCAUGAGCACAUUGUCCGGAAGCAACUGACAUCUCCUGGAGUGUUCGGAGAACUAAACAUGGAUGGUCACCAGAAGCUGAAUAGCCAGGCUUUAAAUAUGGGACCAGUCGGUUUCGAGUUCUAUGGGAUGCGAGACAAGUUUUCGGGUGCUAUCUUAUAUCUUGUGGUUGUCCCGAAUUCCCGGACUGCUGUCGCUAUCGGCCAUGUGUAUCUUGACUUUGUGGAGCAGUAUUGUGCUAUACCUGUUCAGGUCACUGUGGAUAAGGGCUCAGAGACUGGGGACAUGUGGGCGAUGCAGCAGGCUUUACGGCAGAACUUUGCCCCGCAGUUAAGCAUUGAGGAAUAUCCCGCCAUAGUGGCCAUCAAGAGUACCCACAACACGGUCAUAGAGGGUCUCUGGCGAUGGCUACGCAAGACAUUUGGUAUAAACCUUCUCCUAUUACUCCAAGGUGGUCGUGCGCAGGGCGUAUUCAACCCUGGUAGUGCUGUUCACAUUAACCUAUUCAACUGGAUAUUCCCUGGCCUUAUCCAGAAGAAGUUGGAUGAAUUUGUUGCCUAUUGGAACUCGCACCGUAUCCGCAACCAGAAGAACAAACUGAUGCCUUCCGGAGCAACCCCUACUGACAUGUUUACGCGCCCCGAGGCUUACGGCGGUCAGCGCUUGAGCAUUCCAGUACCUCUGGAUGCAACUACUAGACUGUGUGCUAGUCUCUCCCACUCUAGGGAAGAUGCAUUACGUUGGGUUGAAGAUGAGUUUGAAGAGGCGGCUGAAGCUGUGUAUGCGCAGAUCAACUCUCCUAUACUCACUCUGCAGACUGCUUGGGUGAUUUUCCAGCAGAUGUCACCGAUUCUUACUGAAAUGUUCCAGUAG
Gloeophyllum trabeum ATCC 11539 is the source of this 1263-nucleotide messenger RNA. RefSeq lists its product as uncharacterized. The coding region runs from base 1 to 1263 and encodes 420 amino acids. The transcript is spliced from 7 exons. Lineage: Eukaryota; Fungi; Basidiomycota; Agaricomycetes; Gloeophyllales; Gloeophyllaceae. The record is from RefSeq and is a predicted model, not a curated record.